This is a messenger RNA of Agrilus planipennis (emerald ash borer), 2678 nucleotides long. Its product is annotated as ionotropic receptor 75a-like. Gene Ontology annotation, cellular component: membrane. The transcript has 6 exons. Bases 1034 to 2431 code for a protein of 465 amino acids. The record is from RefSeq and is a predicted model, not a curated record. Lineage: Eukaryota; Metazoa; Arthropoda; Insecta; Coleoptera; Buprestidae. Gene Ontology annotation, molecular function: ligand-gated monoatomic ion channel activity.
AAAUAAGGACAAAAUUCCAACUUAUUUAAAGCAACGUCGAAAGGUAAUUAAAACUUGCGUGAUAAAACAUAUCUGUUCAGUUACUACAUCUAUGCACAUGCAAAAAAGAAUGAAAUAUAAUGUUCAUUUAAUAAUAAGAACGAGAAGAUUAUUGAAAUUAUCCUGUCUUACAAGAAGGAAAAAUUGAAAUAAAUUGAUGUUUAAAUUAAUAAUCAUUAAUCACCGAAUGGGUAUUGUUACAUAUGUAGGUCAGCUUGAAAGUAAAUUUCAACUGUCUACUUUCAUAUUAGACAAAGAAUACCAAAAAAAGUGAAAUAUGGUACUUUUAAAAAUACGACUUCGAGCGUUUAUAAUGGUUUUGUUAGUAAAAAGUUUAACUUGCGAAUUUGAUGAACAAAUUAUCUUGAACUUCAUUGAAAGAAAAGAAAUAACGCAAGUGGCAUUUUUUACUUGUGAUACUGAAAAGGGUGACUUAACUAUUCUAAAGAAUUUCUUGAACAACGUGAUAAUCUUUUUCAUUUUAGAUAACGUUAAUUUGAUUAGAAAAUUUGUUUAUGAAAAGUCGGUAACAUUGCAAACAGCAAUUUUUAAUUUGGAAAAUCUUAAUAAUGUAACAGUAAAUUCCAUUUUAUUCUUUAGAGAACGACAAAUGGCUAUGAUAUUUGAAAGUGACUGCAAAAAUGUUAAAGACAUCUUACAGGAAGUAAGGCUUAAACGAAAUACGCCAGGAGAAUAAUGUUUUCGUUUUCAGUUUGGCGAUAAAAGAUUUUUUUAUGAAACAUUCCGAUGGUUAAUUUUUUCUAAACACCUUAAUUCUAUUAUACUGACAUUGCAAAAUGUAAACAUUAAUAUAAACACAGACAUAGAAAUUGUAGUAAAAAACGUAUCAUUAAUUACUUGGACAGUUUUUGAAUGUUACAAUCCAGCGUUUCGUCACAAUGGUAUUCUACGUCUUCAAAAAAUUGGCCACUGGCAUAACAAAACUUCUAACAAAAUAAAGUAUAAGUACGGAAAAUUUCAUAGAAGACGAAAUAUGUCGGAAGUAAAAUUUAAAACAGCGCUAGUGAUCACAUUAAAUGGUACCGUUGAUGUUGAUAAAUAUGCACUUGAUGAAACCAGUCGUCAAAACAAUACUCACAGUAGAUACCACAGUGUCGCAAUGAGAAUCUGCAGGGAUUACUAUAAUUUUUCGUAUGAUGUUUGGAAUAUUACCCUUUUAGCAAUAAUUCACUCCAAUUUAUCUACUUUUAGAAUCGAAUUGAUGGGCACAAACUCAUGGGGUUACGAAAAGUCUAAUGGCACAUUUGAUGGAUUAGUAGAAAUAUUGCGUACGAAUAAAGCGGAUUUUGGUUCCGCUCCUUUGUUCAUUUUUAGAGCUAGAGUACACAUUCUUAGUUUAGGUUACGGAACAUGGACAUUUGAUACCAAAUUUAUAUUUCGCCAUCCAAAAAACACAGCCUCAUCAAAAGAAAUAUACCUCAGACCGUUCACAAGUAGCGUCUGGUUUAGUUUAAUAUUUUUACUUGUCCUUUUCGUUUUUAUUUUCCGAUGCGCUGUACCGUAUGAAACUAACACAGAUAUGUUUAAAAAUCACAAUACUUUCAGUUGCAUAAUUCUGAAUAUAAUUGGAAUUUUAUGCCAACAAGGUUCUUUGUAUUCCUCACGCCUCUGUAGUAUCAGAAUAAGUAUAUUUGUAGCGUUGCUCUUUUCGUUUCUAGUCUACCAGUUUUAUUCAGGCAUUAUUGUAUCUUAUUUGUUAAUGGACCCUCCGAGAACCAUAACAAAAGUGGCAGACUUAGUUAAAAGCACUUUUGCGGCUGGAUGCGAAGACACACUUUUUGAAAGGAAUCUUUUAAAGCUGUCUACGGAUCCACUGGUACGCGAAUUAAGAGAUACGAAAAUAAGGGACAAUUUUUAUACUGCACAAAUGGGAUUUGAGAAAGUCCGUAAAGAAAAAUUUGCUUUCCACACCAUGAGCAGCGCUGCUAACAGGAUUAUUAGGGCUACGUUUAGUCCUAAGGAAAUUUGCGACUUGCAGGAAAUACGAAUGUACACUGUUCAACCGCUAUAUUCGGCCUAUCCGAAGAGAUCACCUUUUAGAAAACUACUAAACUACUGUCUAGUGCAUCAGGCUGAAGUGGGAAUCUUGGACAAACUGAAGAGGUUUUGGAAUUCUCCGAAACCUCAAUGCGUUAAAACGUUAAGCGAUACAGAAAUUGAAGUAGGGAUUGAAGAAUUUUAUUGGGCUCUGAUGGUUUUGUUAGUAGGAACUAUAAGCAGUAUUGCUAUAUUUUGUAGUGAAUUUCUUAUCAUCAGGAAAGGAUUUAAAGAAGCGUCUUUAAAUAAGAAGGAGAGAAAGCCAAAAAUAAACAGAAAAAAUAAAAAACAUUGCAAUGUAAAACGUAAAACUAUCAGUUGCAAUUUACCAUAAAUAUUCACAAAACAUGUCUAUCUUGCAUUUAAUAGAGAAAUUAAUAUAGUAGAUGUAUAGAAAUAAUUAUGCCCGUUAACUUAAUUUACAUUAAAGUGUAAAUUCAAUAUACCAUGUAUAGCACCUAAACUUUUUAUUCUGAAAGAAUUUAGGUUGCGUUGGCUUACAAGUAAAAAGUAUUAUUUUAUUAAAUUAAUGGAAGAAAAAAUUCGACCUCAAGAAAAAUUUAAUAAAAGACCAUCUAAUA